Messenger RNA from Bacidia gigantensis, 1290 nucleotides. RefSeq lists its product as uncharacterized. NCBI's taxonomy places the organism in Eukaryota, Fungi, Ascomycota, Lecanoromycetes, Lecanorales, Ramalinaceae. Gene Ontology annotation, molecular function: 1,3-beta-glucanosyltransferase activity. The coding region runs from base 1 to 1290 and encodes 429 amino acids. The transcript is spliced from 4 exons. Gene Ontology annotation, biological process: fungal-type cell wall (1->3)-beta-D-glucan biosynthetic process. The record is from RefSeq and is a predicted model, not a curated record. Gene Ontology annotation, cellular component: cytoplasm; fungal-type cell wall.
AUGCAGAUUCAGCGAUCACUGGCUGCAGCACUGUUUCUGCUGUUGUUUCCCGCCGUCUCAGCUGUACAGAACGUCAGAGUCCAAGGCGCGGAUUUCGUUAAUAAUGUCACAAGCAACCGUUUCCAGAUCCUGGGCGUUGCAUACCAACCAGGUGGCCAAGAAGCAUUUGGCCAAGGGUCUGACCCGUUGAGUAAUAGCACUCUCUGUCUACGAGAUGCUGCCCUUAUGCAAGGCUUGGGCUUGAAUACGAUCCGAGUCUACAAUCUAGAUGCUCUAAACCCGGAUGAUUUAGACAGCAGCUACAGCUCAACUUACCUCAACCGUAUAUUCUCCGUCGUCGAAGCGUUUCAUAGUUAUCCAAAUAUUCUUGGCUUCUUUUCUGGCAAUGAGGUCAUGAACGACGUGGGCGAUGGUAAGGAUGUCCCACCCUACGUUCGGGCUGUCACGCGUGAUUUGAACAACUACAUCUCGAAGCAUUCGCCGAGAACGAUACCAGUUGGCUAUUCUGCUGCCGACGUGAAAGAAAUCCUCACCGACUCCUGGGCUUACCUUUCCUGUGCUAUUGACGGAGACCAAGAAGACCCUUCGCGUAUCGAGUUCUUCGGCCUCAAUUCUUACUCAUGGUGCGGGCCGACAAGCUCUACGGCGAAUUACGUUGCGAGUAGCUAUGAUGAUCUCAUCACGGAAUUCGUGGAACCACGGGUCUGGGACGAGGUUUCGGUUCUUUAUGGUAACAUGACUUCGGUUAUGAGUGGAGGUUUAGUGUAUGAAUACUACCAAGAGGAGUCGAAUAAUUACGGGCUGGUCUGGCUAUAUGAGAAUGGAACGGCAGAAGUCAGGGUGGACUACGACAACCUUCAAAAUGCUUACGCCAAGCUUGACGUCAAAGCUCUUCAAAGUGGCAAUUCAUCAGCUACCAAUAUCAAAGCACCAAAAUGCAGCAGCGAUCUGAUCUCCUCCGAUUCCUUCAGUAAGGAUUUCACGCUCCCGUCACUUCCUUCCGGAGGCCAAGAUCUACUCAACAACGGGGUCAAAAAUCCGAAUCGCGGCAAGCUGGUAGAUGUGACACAGACUCAGGUAGCACUGCCGGUGUAUGGAAGCAACGGCAAGCAGCUUCAGGGAUUAGCCAUCAAACCAUUAGCCCAAGAUCAAUCCAAUGUCCCUGGGACCGGGACCUCAAGUGGAGCGCAACCGUCGUCAAGCAAGAAGAGCGGGGCGGUUCAAGUCAGGUCCUACGCGACCACUGGGCUCUUGGUGGUCCUAGCUGUGCUACAUUCUCUGAUAGCGUGA